Molecule: messenger RNA, 1386 nt
Organism: Ylistrum balloti
Lineage: Eukaryota; Metazoa; Mollusca; Bivalvia; Pectinida; Pectinidae
Product: cytochrome P450 3A9-like
Exons: 6
Coding region: 1-1386 (461 amino acids)
Molecular function (GO): iron ion binding; heme binding; oxidoreductase activity, acting on paired donors, with incorporation or reduction of molecular oxygen
Source: RefSeq, a predicted model, not a curated record
AUGGCGUCAACUGGUGUCAGUAUCAUCAUCCACGGUGUGUUGUACUUUCUGAAAUAUGUCAAUUAUAUGUGCUGCAGUACAACAGUACCAGAGACUGGCGCCAUUGUCAAUCUGCUUUUAAACCAACUGUUCGGAGACGACAAACUGAAAAAGCUAGAAUACCUUUGUCAAUUUUAUCAUAAAUUUGGUCUGUUCAAAUAUGAAAAGAAAAUAUAUCUGUUUGAUGAGAAACUAGCACAAACUGCCAUUCAUAAACUAGACAAAGGAGCAGACAACUACUUAGAAGAUUCUCCACUCAAAGAUACGUUUUUAGGAUCUUCUCAAAAAAGUCCAGAAACAAGACGUGCUAUAGCUUCUAUUUUUCGUAAAACUUCUAUAGAUGAAAGAGGUCAUGUAAUGAUCCGUGACCUUGACCUUUUGUGUCGAAAUAUGCAAGAGGUCAGUAGCAAGUCAAGACCAGUGAAUAUUACCCAGUUCAGCUUAAGACUCGCUCUGGACGUAGUCGGUCACGUGCUAUUGCAUCUUGACCUUGGAGGACUAAAAGGUCAUCAAGAUCGUCUGCUUGAUUCAAUGAUGACCAUUCUGCACAGGUGUUACGCUCUAGCCGAAAUAACUACUAACAGCAGUGAGUUCAUACGGGCAACCGAGAACCUGGACCGUCUGACGUCACAGAUCUUAGAGAACGCACUCAACAAGGAUGAUCAGACGGAGGACAAGAGGCUGGUUUUCCAGCUUUACGAGGCUUGUGGCUUCGAACAGGCCAAAGACAACAUGAAACUGUUUCUGAUGGCUGGCACAGAAACCACAGCAUCUACCUUGCCGGUUAUAUUUUACCUUCUUACCAAGUAUCCUCACAUCCAGAUGGAACUCCAGGCUGAAGCUGAUGAAAAUAUAGACAGUUUACGGAAAGACCCGAACUUCCCUUUGCCGAAGAUAGAUAGCGUUAUGAAGGAGGUACUCCGAUUGUAUCCUAUUGCGCCUUUCAUCAGUAGACAGAACCACGGCCCCGUGACUAUAGGCAAGAUUGAUCUGCAGGAACAUAGCGACCUGCUGGUAUUUACCUGGGGGAUUCAUAGAUCACCAUACGCGUGGGACCAUCCGCAUGACUUCGUACCUUUUCGCUUUUACGAAAGCACUUCCAAAAAUCAUAGUUCAAAUUUAUACAUUCCAUUCGGUGCCGGAUCGCGAGUUUGUAUUGGUCAGCACCUAGCGUGGCUCGAGAUCCGAUUGGCUAUUGCGAUUUUGCUCAAUAAAUUUGAUUUCAGGCCAACAGAGGAGACUCCUGACCUUCGGUUUGUGGUAGACUGGACACAUGCCGUAGUUCAUCCGGACAAAGACAUGUUGUUCAUGGCUGUUCCACGUACCAAACCAUUUAAUAUCACUUGA